Molecule: messenger RNA, 2727 nt
Organism: Postia placenta MAD-698-R-SB12
Lineage: Eukaryota; Fungi; Basidiomycota; Agaricomycetes; Polyporales; Adustoporiaceae
Exons: 9
Coding region: 1-2727 (908 amino acids)
Cellular component (GO): nucleus
Molecular function (GO): ATP-dependent chromatin remodeler activity; ATP binding; DNA binding
Source: RefSeq, a predicted model, not a curated record
AUGUUUAACGGUGCCGCCGCAGGCUCGCCCGUUCCUUCUGAUGACUCGGCCUCGGACCUGAAGAACGGGAUCGCUGGUCCCUCGAAGCCGCGCAUCCUCCGCGGCACGCGCUCGCCGCCACCGCCGCAGACGACUCCCGAGCAAUCUCAAUCUGAAACGGAUGACGCGAAGUAUACACAUUUCAGGUUCACACAGCCACAGUUCACUACGGAAGAAGUGCGUGCUGCAUGGACCCAGGCGGGUGGGGAUGUUCGCAAGGCCUCCGACUUGCUGAACGAUCCCAACUGGAAGCCACCUUCGUCGAGCCCAUCGAGCCAUGCGGCGCAGAAGUCGCGGUCCCAGGAGGUUGGUCGUGUCAAGGAGAUUGACGAUGCGAAGCAAGCGGAGCGGAUGGCAAUUCGUGAGAAGGGUAAGAAGUCUAUGAUCUACAUGGCGCGACCGGCAGGGGAGGGCAAGCCUCCGUCGAAGCCUGCUUCUGUCACACAGAAAGCAGCAUUGCCACCAUUCGCGCACACUCCAGCUAGUCCUGUGGUAACACAGCCUCGCACGAAGCGUGUCAAGAGGAAGAUCAUUGAUUCUGAUUCGGAGGACGAGUUUGUGGGUGGGCGAGAUGAUGCAUCUCUAGCUAAAAGACUGAAAGAAGAGUCCAACCAUGAAACUCGUGCCUUGAAAUACAUGAAUUCGGCUGCGGCAGAGGCUCUCCAAGAACUUACUGGUUGCACGGCACCGCAGGCGCGGAAAAUAAUUGAAUUGCGGCCCUUCUCGGACGUCGACGAGUUGCGGACCAAGCUCGGUCAAGGCAAGAAGAAGGCAGGACCCGCAGGUAUAAGUUCCCGCAUGUUCGAUGAUUGUGCCACCAUCUUCGAGGGGUACGGUAGGGUCGAUAGCAUCCUUGAAGAUUGUGAGCAGACCGGAGCAGAACUCAAGGCCGAAAUAGCGAGUUGGACGGAGAGUGCACGUCACAAGUCGAACAGCAGAGGCAGUGUCGUGUCGCCUCGAGGCACACCGUCCGACGAUGAAUUCGCCGCCGACGGGGCGUUGACCUUGCGGUCACAGGCACUUGUAGUGGACAACAGGCCAAGCUAUUACUUCACGUCACAGCCAGCGUUGGUAUCGCCUGAGGUUCAGCUGAAAGAGUACCAGAUGGUGGGGAUCAACUGGCUGAAUCUCUUGUACAACAAGGGGCUGAGUUGUAUCCUCGCCGACGAGAUGGGUCUUGGAAAGACUUGCCAGGUCAUCAGCUUCUUGGCGCAUCUCAAGGAGCAGGGCAGCCAGGGCCCCCAUCUCAUCGUCGUACCAUCAUCGACCUUAGAGAAUUGGCUCCGUGAAUUCGACCGCUUUGCACCGAGCAUUUCUGUCACGAGCUAUUACGCUGGCAAGGAGGAGCGAGUGGAACUCCGACAGACUCUGUUGGACACUCAGCGAAGUCGGCAAGAGGACGGGUGGGAGGUCCUCAUCACGACCUACAAUCUUGCACAAGGCGACGAUAAGGAUCGUAAAUUCUUCAGACGCAUUCAGUGGGAUGUCUCUGUGUUUGACGAAGGACACGUCCUGAAGAACUUCCAAUCUCAGCGUUACCAAACGUUGCUGCGCUAUGAGUCGAAAUGGCGCCUUCUGUUGACAGGAACGCCUCUGCAGAACAACCUGCAGGAAUUAGUGGUCCUCAAAGACUUGCCAAAGAAGAGUGAACGUAUCGAAUGGUGUGAAAUGACACCACUGCAGAAAACUAUCUACAAUGAGACACUGCAGCGGUCUCGCAAAACCAUCUUUGACGCCGAGGCAGAAGCUCAAGCAACAGGAGAGACGAUCGCCAAUGGCAAGGCCCCGAAGAAAGGCCGUGCUAACGGAAAACAGAAGGACAAGGUGUACCUUGAGAAUAGUUCCAAUGUUCUGAUGGACCUCCGUAAGGCGGCUUCACAUCCUAUGCUCUUCAGGCGACGCUUCACCGACGACACGCUCGCCUCGAUCACGAAGUUGCUGCUGAAGGAACCGGACUUCAAGAGGAGAGGUGCCGUGUUCCGCUUCGUCAAAGAAGACAUGGAAGUUAUGACGGACGCGGAGUUGCAAUUGUUCUGUGCGACGAAGUACUUGCAACCCGACGAUUGCUACCUUCAAGCCGGCAAGGUCAAAGUACUCUUGCAGUUGCUAGAACGCUAUCAUGCGGAGGGCCGACGAGUCCUCAUCUUCUCGCAGUUCACCCAAAUCCUGGAUAUCCUGCAGAAGGUGCUAGAGAAGGAGGGUAUCCGGUUUUCACUACUCACUGGGGCCACUCCUGUCGAUGCAAGGCAAUCUCUAGUCGACGAGUUUACUGAUGACGAGAGCAUUUCUGUCUUCCUCCUCUCUACCAAGGCAGGCGGUAUGGGCAUCAAUCUCACGGCAGCCAGUGUCGUCAUCAUGUUCGACCAGGAUUUCAACCCUCAUAAUGACAAGCAGGCGCAGGACCGGGCCUAUCGGAUAGGUCAAAAACAAGACGUUGAUGUUGUCAAGCUCAUCACGAAAGGAUCUAUCGAGGAAGAUAUGCUCGCGCUGGGCCAGACGAAAUUGGCACUAGACGAAGCCGUCGCGGGUGAGGAAGGGGAUGAGAGAGUAGAGAGAGAGAUCAAGACAUCCUUGAUGAAUGUUGUGCGCAAGAAGCUGGAGGAAAAGCCGGAGGAUGCGGUCCCUGCCGCCGAUGCGGGAGCUGCAAUCGAUCCCGGCAGUCCUUUGAGCGAUUUGGACGAUAACUAA